AUGCCUGUCGAACAAGCCUUCACACUGCUAGUUCAGGUGAACAAUCACUACGGUCUGCGGGAGCUCUUCCUGAACGAUUUUGACGGUUUGCACAUGCGACUCCAUCAACUCAAACGGAUAAUUCAGGAUCAACUUCCCGAUGUCGCCAAGCAUUUUGAAGAACUCGGACUGGAGACGCACAUGUACGCCAGUCAGUGGUUUCUUACUCUAUUCACGGCCAAGUUCCCAUUGCCCGUGGUUUUCCACAUUGUCGAUUUGUUCCUAUCUGAGGGCAUGAUUUUUAUCCUCAAAGUGGCUUUCACCGUCUUGCGUAUUGCCCGUCGGGAUCUGCUUGGUUUGGAUUUCGAAGGUGUUCUCAAAUAUCUUCGCGUCAGUUUGCCCAAACGGUUUAUUACUCCGGAAGCCGGUGAAGAGCUUCUCAAUCAGGCUGUCAAUGCCAAGGUGACUCCAUCCAAACUGAUCAAAUAUGCUAAAGAAUGGCUCGCAAUUCGAGCUCAAGAAAAACUGUCCGAAUCACCGGUUCAGGCUUUGGAACGUCAAGUGGCAGCGUUACGGGACCAGGUGAACCGUUUGGAGCGUGAGAACGAAGCACUGGCCUCCGGUCUGAUUAGCAGCAAAACUUCCAUGCAUCGAGAAGUUGACAAGCUGGAGGAUAAGGCAGAGAUUUUGACUCGUGAAUUGUUCGUUUCCCGUCAAGAUCUCCACGAUACACUGGAAGAGAAACGACAUCUGGAAAAUGAAGUAACACAAGUCAAACAAAUGCUUCGUGAUACACUGAAUCAAGUUGCUGAAGAUAGAUUGCACCAGCAAACUCUGAUUGCCGCCUAUCGCGCCGUUGCAUCGGAUUUGAGCAGACCACGUUCCUGUGAACGAUGCAGUGCCGGCCCAGAAAGUGUCAAUGGAUCUGCCGAGGUCAAGCACGCUACAACCUCGCAAUCUCCUGAAUCGGUCGUCUUGCAUUUGCGUCUUCUCUGGUCCCUGAUCGAACAGGUUCAUCAGUGCGAUCGAUGUGGCCCGGUUCUUGCUGUCACAGUUCAGGAAUGGGAAAAAAACGUUUCUGAGAGUUCGGACUCAGUGCGACCGGAAUCUGUUGUGGAGAACUUGGUCACGGAGUAUUUGAAGGAUAAUUCCACCCAGUCCUGGUCCAGCGAUGAUGGAAUGACCGUGGCCUCACCUGAAACUGUACCACACAAACUGCAGACAACCCAGUUCCAGUCUAACGAAUCAAACACUGUUACCACGAAAUCCAAACAGUGGCUUACGAACACCCUGAACAGUUUACGUUCCAUAGGGUCCACAGAUCCAACUACCUCAACAUCUACCGGGAACAACAGUUCGAUUGAGACUACACCCAGCCUAUCUAUACCACCAGUGUAUGCGCGAGAUACGAGUCAGACCAAAUUGAGUACGACGAAUGGGUGCUAA
Messenger RNA from Echinostoma caproni, 1425 nucleotides. Lineage: Eukaryota; Metazoa; Platyhelminthes; Trematoda; Plagiorchiida; Echinostomatidae. The record is from the annotation of a GenBank genome assembly.